Molecule: messenger RNA, 11698 nt
Organism: Panthera uncia (snow leopard)
Lineage: Eukaryota; Metazoa; Chordata; Mammalia; Carnivora; Felidae
Gene: SGK3
Product: serum/glucocorticoid regulated kinase family member 3
Exons: 18
Coding region: 640-1986 (448 amino acids)
Biological process (GO): protein phosphorylation
Molecular function (GO): ATP binding; phosphatidylinositol binding; protein serine/threonine kinase activity
Source: RefSeq, a predicted model, not a curated record
CGGUCCUGCUCGCUGCCUACGCCAGGGUCAUCUUCACCGGGCGGCCGGGAGCGUUGGCCCACGCGGCUCCUGGGCCCCAGGGCGGCAGUCACUGUCAGCGAGGAGCCGUAGCCUCUAGAUAGGAUCCACCAGUGUCCCCAGAACUUUGCGCGCACGGCGAAGCGGGAGCCAGUCCGCGCGCUGUGGCCCGGGCUUUCGCCGGGGUGCACGGGGAAGAGAGAGGGAGCGGCUUUCGGCGGCCGGGCCCGAGCAGGGGCCGCCCAGCCUGAGUCUCCUGCCGCGCGCCGGCAGCCCCCGGCUCGGAGCGGGCGCCCUACCGCCGCGCUGCCGGCCGCCCGGCUCUCUCCAGCCGCCCGACACACUGCGGGAGGAGCCGCCGGCCGCCGUGACGCGUCAGGGAGGAAACGGCGGCGCCCGGCGGCCCUGCGGGGAAGGAGGAAGCGCGCGAGUGCGCUCGCCUCCGCCCCGCCGCACUAGGAGGCAGCACCGCGCGGACCGGGGUUGCAUGAUGGAAUUUGAAUAUUACCUCAAGAGGUUUUAUGUUUUGGAUUAGCUAACAGUGUUUGUCCUCUGCUGACUAUUUCUCGGACUCAUUUUUUGGUGUCCGUUUGAGGCAAUAAACCCAAAAGGGAUUAUACCAUGGACUACAAGGAAAGCUGCCCCAGUGUAAGCAUUCCCAGCUCAGAUGAACACAGAGAGAAAAAGAAGAGGUUUACUGUUUAUAAAGUUUUGGUCUCAGUGGGCAGGAGUGAGUGGUUUGUCUUCAGGAGAUAUGCAGAGUUUGAUAAACUUUACAAUACUUUAAAGAAACAAUUUCCUGCUAUGGCCCUGAAGAUUCCUGCCAAGAGAAUAUUUGGUGAUAACUUUGACCCAGAUUUUAUUAAACAAAGAAGAGCAGGACUGAAUGAAUUCAUUCAGAACUUAGUUAGAUAUCCAGAACUUUACAACCAUCCAGAUGUCAGAGCAUUCCUUCAAAUGGACAGCCCAAAACAUCAGUCAGAUCCAUCCGAAGAUGAGGAUGAAAGAAGCACUCAGAAGCUACACUCUACCUCACAGAACAUCAACCUGGGACCAUCUGGAAAUCCUCAUGCUAAACCAACAGACUUUGAUUUCUUAAAAGUUAUUGGAAAAGGCAGCUUUGGCAAGGUUCUUCUUGCAAAACGGAAACUGGAUGGAAAAUUUUAUGCUGUCAAAGUGUUACAGAAAAAAAUAGUUCUCAACAGAAAAGAGCAAAAACAUAUCAUGGCUGAACGUAAUGUGCUUUUGAAAAAUGUGAAACAUCCAUUUUUGGUUGGAUUACAUUAUUCUUUCCAAACAACUGAAAAGCUUUAUUUUGUUCUGGAUUUUGUUAAUGGAGGGGAGCUGUUUUUCCACUUACAGAGAGAACGGUCCUUUCCCGAACACAGAGCUAGGUUUUAUGCUGCUGAAAUUGCCAGUGCAUUGGGUUACUUGCACUCCAUCAAAAUAGUGUACAGGGACUUGAAACCAGAAAAUAUUCUUCUGGAUUCAGUAGGACAUGUUGUCUUAACAGAUUUUGGGCUUUGUAAAGAAGGAAUUGCUAUUUCUGACACGACAACAACAUUUUGUGGGACACCAGAGUACCUUGCUCCUGAAGUAAUCAGAAAACAGCCCUAUGACAACACUGUAGAUUGGUGGUGCCUUGGUGCUGUUCUCUAUGAAAUGCUGUAUGGAUUGCCUCCUUUUUAUUGCCGAGAUGUAGCUGAAAUGUAUGACAAUAUUCUUCACAAGCCCCUAAGUUUGAGGCCAGGAGUGAGCCUCACAGCCUGGUCCAUUCUGGAAGAACUCCUAGAGAAAGACAGGCAAAAUCGACUCGGUGCCAAAGAAGACUUUCUUGAAAUUCAGAAUCAUCCUUUUUUUGAAUCACUCAGCUGGACUGAUCUUGUACAAAAGAAGAUUCCACCACCAUUUAAUCCUAAUGUGCAUUUUCAUGUUAUUAGGAAGCAGAGAUUUGCACUUCAAGUUUAGGAGGAGCCAAGAUGGUGGAACAGCAUGGAAGUUUUUUGUGUGUCUCGCGUCCAUGAAUUACAGCCAGACCAACACUAAACCAUCCUGCACACCUAGAAAACUGAUCUGAGGAUUAACACAACAAUCUGCACAACCUAAAGCACAGAAUUCAGCAGGUAUGCGGUGUGGAGAGGUGAACUUGGGGAGAGAGAACCUGUGGAGGGCAGGGAGCCACUUUUGCCUGAGGAGAGAGGAUGGAGAUGGGGGUGGGGGUAGAAUAUGGGAAAAGCACCCCUCCCCAAAAGCAGCUGGAGAGAAAGUGGAAAAUUGAAAAUAGCCACAGGGACUGAAAAAGGGAGAAACAAAAAGGGAGAGGGUUUAAAUUCCAUUAAGACUGUAAACGGGGAGCACAGAGAGUCUGCAACUCCAGAGCUCAAUACCUGAUGGUGGUCUGGUGGGAAGGGUGAAUCCCCAGGAGUAGAGUGGGGACAGUGAGGUUCUCAGGCCACACGGGGAGAAGCAGUUCCACUGCUGGAAAGACAUUUGGUAGAGGCUGUGAGGCCACCUGGGCCCAGCAGACCCCAGAGAAAAGUCACAUUUGCUGGUGCUGGAACAAGGUCAUUGGGGGCGAAGGCUGGUGCCAGAUGUGUGUUGUGAUUCUCCAUAAUCCCUGAGGCACUGCUGCUACACUGUCUCGUGAACUUUUUCUAGGGCAGGCUGGUACCUGGCCACAGUUUCUGGGCAUCGGCAGCAGCACGGUCCCACAAGCAUUCCUGGGUGUGAAUGACACCCAGCCAUUGCUCUGUGAGACCCUCCACAGAGGACUGGAAUGGAUCAAAGCCGCAGUCCCUCAGGAGUGGGGGGGGGCUGGGAAGGCAGCCACAUCUGAGACAAAACUCAGGAGGGAGGUGCUGCCUGGGGCUUGGUCACUGACAGUGUGGAAGCAGGGAGUGGACAGAAGCCAAAAAUGAAGGACAGGUGCGUGAUUGUUGAUGGGGAGAACAGAGUUCUGAAACUAGAGACUGGGUAGCUGGGUGAUACCAUUUUCACUGCUCCUGCUCAUGCACAUAUGCACCUACAAGCGCCACAACAAUCCACCCCAGGAGGCUAGCAGAGCCAUCUAGUGGAGAACAGAGCCAUUACACUAAGCCCCACCCAACUGGGCCAACCUUGCUCUUCAAGAACACAAGUCUCACCACCUGUUUAGUUUAUGGGCUAUAAAGUAGUUUGACUCCUAGGGGAAAAUGAAGUAAUUUCAGUCGUAUUUCAGUCUGUUAGCUGGUCCAACUAUUCAAUUUUCUUUUUUUUUUUUUUCAAUUUUUAUUAAAAUUUUUCUUUAAUUUUUUUCAACUAUAUUUUUUCUACUGUAUAUUUUUCUACUAUAUUUUGUGUAAUUUUUUUCAAAUUCUAUUUUACUUCCAUCAUUUAAUUUUAGUCUACUUCAGUGUAUUCAUUUUUUCAAGUUUUCAAACGAUUUCCUUUUUUUUUUCUUUUUCCCCUUUUUUUCUCUAAUCUAUCAAGCCACUUUCAACACCCAGACCAAAACACACCUAGGAACUAGCACCAUUUAUUUUAUUUAUUUUGUGUGCGUGUGUUUUUUAUUUUUUAAUUUUAAUAUUUUUUAACUUUUAAUAUUUUUAAAUUGUAAUUUUUUCUACCUCAUUAAUUCCUUUUCUCCCUUCAAAAUGAUGAAAUGAAGGAAUUCACUCCAAAAGAAAGAGCAGGAAGAAAUGACAGCCAGGUACUUAACCAACACAGAUACAAGCAAGAUGUCUGAACCAGAAUUUAGAAUCAUGAUAAUAAGAAUACUGGCUGGAGUCAAAAUUAGAUUAGACUCCUUUCUGUGGAGAUAAAAGAAGUAAAAGCUAGUCAGGAUAAAAUAAAAAGUGCUAUAACUGAGCUGCAAUCUUGAAUGGAUGCCGUGGCAGCAAGGAUGGAUGAGGCAGAACAGAGAAACAGUGAUAUAGAAGACAAACUUAUGGAGAAUAAUGAAGUGGAAAAAAAGAGGGAGAUUAAGGCAAAAGAGCACGGUUUAAGAAUUAGAGAAAUCAGUGACUCAUUAAAAAGGAACAACCUCAGAAUCAUAGGGGUCCCAGAAGAGGAAGAGAGAGAAAUAGGGGUAGAAAGGAUAUGUAAGCAAAUCAUAGUGGAAAACUUUCCUAACCUGGGGAAAGACACAGACAUCAAAAUCCAGGAAGCACAGAGGAUCCUCAUUAGAUUCAACAAAAACCGACCAUCAACAAAGUGUAUCAUAGUCAAAUUCACAAAAUACUCAGGCAAGGAGAGAAUCAUGAAAGCAGCAAGGGAAAAAAAGUUCUUAACCUACAAGGGAAGAGAGAUCAGGUUUGCAGCAGACCUAUCCACAGAAACUUGGCAGGCCAGAAAGGAGUGGCAGGAUAUAUUCAAUGUGCUGAAUCAGGAAAAUAUGCAGCCAAGAAUUCUUUAUACAGCAAGGCUGUCAUUCAAAAUAGAAGGAGAGAUACAAAGUAUCCCAGACAAAAAUUAAGGGAGUUUGUGACCACUAAACCAGCCCUGCAAGAAAUUUUAAGGGGGACUCUCUGAGAGGUGAAAAGAUGAAAAAAUAAAUAAAUAAAUACCAAAAGUAACAAAGACUAAAAAGGACCAGAGAACACCACCAGAAACUCCAACUCUACAAGCAACAUACUUGCAAUAAAUUCAUAUCUUUCAAUACUCACUCUAAACAUCAAUGGACUCAACGCUCCAAUCAAAAGACAUAGGGUAACAGAAUGGAUAAGAAAACAAGAUCCAUCUAUGUUCUGUUUACAAGAGACCCACUUUAGACCUAAAGACACCUUCAGAUUGAAAGUAAGGGGAUGGAGAACCAUCUAUCAUACUAAUGGUCAACAAAAGAAAACCGGAGUAGCCAUAUUUAUAUCAGACAAUCUAGACUUUAAAAUAAAGACUGUAUCAAGAGAUGCAGAAAGGCAUUACAUCAUAAUCAAGGGGUUUAUCCACCAAGAAAACCUAACAAUUGUAAACAUUUAUGUGCCAAAAGUGGAAGUACCCAAAUAUAUAAAUCAAUUAAUCACAAAUAUAAAGAAAUUCAUCGGUAGUAAUACCAUAAUAGUAGGAGACUUCAACACACCACUCACAGCAAUGGACAGAUCAUCUAAUCAAAAAAUCAAUAAGGAAACAAUGGUUUUGAAUGACACACUGGACCAGAUGGACUUAACAGAUAUAUUCAGAACAUUUCAUCCUAAAACAGCAGAAUAUACAUUCUUCUCCAGUGAACAUGGAACGUUCUCCAGAAUAGACCACAUACUGGGACACAAAUCAGCCAUCAGCAAGUACAGAAAGAUCGAGAUCAUACCGUGCGUAUUUUCAGACCACAACACUAUGAAACUAGAAAUCAACCACAAGAAAAAAUUUGGAAAGGUAACAAAUACUUGGAGACUAAAGAACAUCCUACUAAAGAAUAAAUGGGCUAACGAAGAAGUUAAAGAGGAAAUUAAAAAGUAUAUGGAAGCCAAUGAAAAUGAUAACACCACAACGCAAAACCUCUGGGACGCAGCAAAGGUAGUCAUAAGAGGAAAGUAUAUAGCAAUCCAGGCCUUCCUAAAGAAAGAAGAAAGAUCUCAGAUAUACAACCUUAACCUUACACCUUAAAGAGCAGGAAAAAGAGCAGCAAAUAAAACCCCAAACUAGCAGAAGACAGGAAAUAAUAAAGAUGAGAGCAGAAAUUAAUGCUAUCGAAACAGAUCAAUGAAACCAGAAGCUGGUUCUUUGAAAUAAUUAACAAAAUUGAUAAAACACUAGCCAGUUGAUGAAAAAAAAAAAAAAAAAGAAAGGACCCAAAUACAUAAAAUCAAGAGUGAAAGAGGAGAGAUCACAACCAACAGAAGAAAUAAAAACAAUAAUAAGACAAUAUUAUGAACAAUUAUAUGCCAAUAAAAUGGGCAAUCUGGAAGAAAUGGACAAAUUCCUAGAGACAUAUACACUACCAAAACUGAAACAGGCAGAAAUAGAUUUGAAUGGACCCAUAACCAGUAAAGAAAUCGAAUUAGUAACCAAAAAUCUGCCAAAAAACAAGAGUCCAGGGCCAGAUGGCUUUCCAGGGGAAUUCUACCAAACAUUCAAGGAAGAGUUAACACCUAUUCUCUUGAAGCUGUUCUAAAAAAGAGAAAUGGAAGGAAAAGUUCUAGACUCUUUCUAUGAAGCCAGCAUUACCUUGAUUCAAAAACCAGACAGAGACCCCACUAAAAAGGAGAAUUAUAGACCAAUUUCCCUGAUGAACAUGGAUGCAAAAAUCCUCAACAAGAUAUUAGCCAACCGGAUCCAACAAUACAUUAUAAAAAUUAUUCACCACGACCAAGUGGGAUUUAUACCUGGGAUGCAGGGCUGGUUCGAUAUCUGCAAAACAAUUAAUGUGAUUCAUCACAUCAAUAAAAGAAAGGACAAGAACCAUAUAAUCCUCUCAAUAAAUGCAGAGAAAGCAUUUGACAAAAUACAGCAUCCUUUCUUGAUAAAAACCCUCAAGAAAGUAGGGAUAGAAGGAGCAUACCUUGAGAUCAUAAAAGCCAUAUAUGAACGACCCAGCGCCAAUAUCAUCCUCAAUGGGGAAAAACUGAGAGCUCUCCCCCUAAGGUCAGGAACAAGACAGGGAUGUCCACUCUCGCCACUGCUACUCAACAGUAUUGGAAGUCUUAGCCCCUGCAAUCAGACAACACAAAGAAAUAAAAGGCAUCCAAAUUGGCCAGGAGGAGGUCAAACUUUCACUCUUCACAGAUGACAUGAUAUUCUACAUGGAAAACCCAAAAGAUUCCACCAAAAAACUGCUAGAACUGAUUCAUGAAUUCAGCAAAGUUGCAGGAUAUAAAGUCAAUGCACAGAAAUCUGUUGCAUUCUUAUUCACCAACAAUGAAGCAACAGAAAGAGAAAUCAAGGAAUCGAUCUCAUUUACAAUUCCACAUAAAAUACCUAGAAUAAAUCUAACCAAAGAGGUGAAAAAUCUAUACACUGAAAACUAUAGAAAGCUUAUGAAAGAAAUUGAAGAAGACACAAAAAAAUGGAAAAAGAUUCCAUGCUCCUGGAUAGGAAGAACAAAUAUUGUUAAAAUGUCGAUACUACCCAAGGCAAUCUACAUAUUCAAUGCAAUCCCUAUCAAAAUAACAGCAGCCUUCUUCACAGAGCUAGAACAAAUAAUCCUAAAAUUUGUAUGGAAUCAGAAAAGACCCCGAAUAGCCAAAGAAAUCUUGAAAAAGAAAACCAAAGCAGGAGGCAUCACAAUCCUGGACUUCAAGCUGUAUUACAAAGCUGUAAUCAUUAAGACAGUAUGGUAUUGGCACAAGAACAGACACUCAGAUCAAUGGAACAGAGUAGAGAACUCAGAAAUGGACCACAAUCCUGAGAAACUUAACAGAAACCCAUGGAGGAGGGGAAGGAAAAAAAAAAAAGAGGUUAGAGUGGGAGAGAGCCAAAGCAUAAGAGACUGUUAAAAACUGAGAACAAACUGAGGGUUGAUGGGGGGUGGGAGGGAGGGGAGGGUGGGUGAUGGGUAUUGAGGAGGGCACCUUUUGGGAUGAGCACUGGGUGUUGUAUGGAAACCAAUUUGACAAUAAAUUUCAUAUAUUGAAUAAAUAAAUAAAUAAAUAAAUAAAUAAAUAAAUAAGAAAUGGACCCACAAACGUGUGGCCAACUAAUCUUUGACAAAGCAGAAAAGAAUGGCCAAUGGAAUAAAGACAGUCGCUUCAGCAAGUGGUGCUGGGAAAAUUGGACAGCGACAUGCAGAAAAAUGAACCUGGACCACUUUCUUACACCAUACACACAAAAAAAACCUCAAAAUGGAUGAAAGACAUAAAUGUAAGAUAAGACAGGAAGCCAUCAAAAUCCUUGAGGAGAAAGCAGGCAAAAACCUCUUUGAUCUUGGCCACAGCAACUUCUUACUCAACACGUCUCCAGAGGCAAGGGAAACAAGAGAAAAAAUGAACUAUUGGGACCUCAUCAAAAUAAAAAGCUUCUGCAUAGCAAAGGAAACAAUCAGCAAAACUAAAAGGCAACCGACAGAAUGGGAGAAGAUAUUUGCAAGCGACAUAUCAGAUAAAGGGUUAGUAUACAAAAUCUAUAAAGAACUUCUCAAACUCAACACCCAAAAAACAAAUAAUCCAGUGAAGAAAUGGGCAAAAGACAUAGACACUUCUCCAAAGAAGACAUCCAGAUGGCCAACUGACACAUGAAAAAAUGCUCAACAUCACUCAUCCUCAGGGAAAUACAAAUCAAACCACAAUGAGAUACCACCUGACGCCUGUCAGAAUGGCUAACAUUAACAACUCAGGCAACAACAGAUGUAGGCGAGGAUGUGGAGAAAGAGGAUCUCUUUUGUAUUGCUGGUAGGAAUGCAAACUGGUGCAACCCCUCUGGAAAACUGUAUGGAGGUUCCUCAGGAAAUUAAAACUAGAACUACCCUAUGACCCAGAAAUUGCAGUACUAGGUAUUUAGUCAAGGGAUACAGAUGUACUGUUUCAAAGGGACAUUUGCACCCCAAUGUUUAUAGCAGUGCUAUCAACAAUAGCCAAAGUAUGGAAAGAUCUCAAAUGUCCAUUGAUGGAUGAAUGGAUAAAGAAGAUGUGGUAUACACACACACACACACACACACACACACACACACACACACACACACAAAGGAAUAUUACUCGGCAAUCAAAAAGAAUGAAAUCUUGCCAUUUGCAACUACAUGGAGGGAACUGGAGAGUAUUAUGCUAAGUGAAAUUAGUCAGAGAAAGACAAAAAUCAUGUGACUUCACCCAUGUGAGGACUUUAAGAGACAAAACAGGUGAACAUAAGGGAAGGAAAACAAAAAUAAUAUAAAAAAAGGAAGGGGAAUAAAACAUAAGAGACUCUUAAAUAUGUAGAACAAACAGGGGGUUAUGGAGGGGUUGUGGGAAGGGGGAUGGGCUAAAUGGAUAAGGGGCAUAAGGAAUCUUCUCCUGAAAUCAUUGUUGAACUAUAUGCUACCUAAUUUGGAUGUAAAUUUAAAAAGAUAUACUUAUAAAAUUAAAAAAAAAAACACACAGAAGAGACAGAAUAAACAUCUGGGUUUUGAUUGAAAAAAAAACAUUUAAAAAUUUUUUUUAAAAGUUAAAAAAAGUGCUGAGAAAAAAAAAGAAACAACCCUACCAGCCUAGAAUUCUGUACCCUAUCAAAUUAUCCUUCAAAAGUGAAGUAGAAAUGAAGACUUUCUUAGACAAAAAUUGAGGUAAUUUUUUUCCCAUAGACCUGCUUUGCAAGUAAUGUUGAAAGAAGUUCUUUAGAGCAAAAGAGAGUAACAUAGGUUAGAAAUUCAGAUUUACAUAAAGAAAGAAAUAGCAUUGGGGCACCUGGGUGACUCAACCAGUUGAGCAUCUGAUUCCAGUUCAGGUCAUGAGCUCAUGGUUCUUGAGUUUAAGCCCCACACUGGGAUCACUGCUGCCAGCAGGAAGAGCCUGGUUCCGGUCCUCUGUCCCUCGCUCUGUGCCCCUCCCCACUUGCACCCUCUCAAAGAUAAAUAAAACAUCAAAAAAAAAAAAAAAAAGGAAUAGCUUCACAGAAAGAAUAAAAGAAUGUGAAAUAAAACUUUUAUUUUUAUUCUUUUUUUUUAAUGUUUAUUUUUGAGAGAGAGAGUGACACAGAGCACAAGCAGGGGAGUGGCAGAGAAAGAGAGAGACACACAGAAUCCAAAGCAGGCUCCAGGCUUCAAGCUGUCAGCACAUAGCCCCACUCAGACCCCAACCCAUGCACUGCGAGAUCAUGACUGAGUGAAAUCAGAAGCUCAACCAAGUGAACCACCCAGGUGCCUUAUUCUUAUUCUUAAUUGAUCUAACAGAUAACAGUUUGUUCAAAAUAAUAGCAACAAUGUAUUUGAUAAUAUGCAUAUGUAUAUAUUAUAUACAUAUGCUUAUUUAUGCCUUUAGAUAAGUAAAAUGAAUGACGUCAAUGAUACAAGAGACAGAAGGGAAGAAGUCAGAUUAUUUUGUUAUUAUAAGAUACUCAUACUGAGGUACUUCACUGUACUGUGAAGCAGUACAGUGUUAUUUAAACAUGAAUUUGGAUUAGUUGUAAAUGAGUAUUGCAAACUCUAGGGCAAUCAGUAUAAAAAGAGGGGAAAAAAGAAGUAUAGCUGGUAUGCUAAAAAAAAUGGAAUCAGUUAAAAUCACAAAAGGCAGAAAAAGAAUAGAAAACAAAAAUAAGAACAAGGAAAAGGCAACGAAUAGAAAAUAGUAACAAAUAUGGUUAAGUAUUAAUCCAAUAUAUCAAUAAUCACUUUAAACAUAAAUGGCCUAAAUGCACAGAUUGUCAGAGUAGAUUAAAAAAAAACAAACUAGAUUCAACUAUGUUGUCUAUAAGGAGUUUACUUUAAAUAUAAAGACACAUACAACCAAUUAAAAGUAAAUGGAUGGAGAAAACUACACCAUGCUAACACUAACCAAAAGAAAGCAGGAGUAACUAUAUAUUAACUUCAGACACAGCAGAUUUCAAAGUAAAGACAUUUAUCAGGGAUAAAGAAGGGAAUUACAUAAUGAUAAAGGAGUCAAUUCUCCAGUAUGACAUAACAGUCUUUAAUGUAAAUGUUCCUAACAAAAGAGUGUCACAUUACAUUAGGCAAAAACUGAUAGAACUGCAAGGAGAGACAGAUGAAUCCACUAUCAUAGUUGGAGACUUCAACACCCCUUUCUCAGAAAUGGACAGAUCCAGCAGGCAGGAAAUCAGUGAGAACAUAGUUGAACUCAAAAACACCAUCAAUCCACUGGAUGCAAUUGAUAUCUAUAGACUAUUUCAUCCAACAACAGUAGAAUACAUUCUUCUCCAGCUCACAUGAAGCAUUCGCCCAUAUAGACCAAAUUCCGGGCCAUAAAACACACCUUGCCAAAUUUAUAAGUAUAGAAAUCAUACAAUGUCUGCUCUAAAACCACAAGUAAACUAAAAAUUAAUAACAUAACCAAAAUAGAUGGAGAUUAAACAACACACUUAUAAAUAACACAUGAAUCAAAGAAGAAAUUUCAAGAGAAACUUUAAAAUAUUUUGAACUAAAUGAAAAUGAAAACACAACUUACUGAAAUGUGUGGGAUAUAAUGAAGACAGUGCUUAAAGGAAAAUUUAUAGCAUUGGAUACAUAUAUUAGAAAAGAAGAAAGAUCCAAAAUCAAUAAUCUAAGUUUCUACCUGAGGAAACAAUGGAAAGAAGCACGUAAGCAGAAGAAAAGAAAUAAUAAAAAUGACAGCAGAAAUCAAUGAAAUUGAAAACAGGAAAUCAACAGAGAAAAUCAAUAAAACCAGAAGCUGAUUCUGUGAAAAAAACCAAUAAAGUUGAUAAGCCUCUAAUCAGGCUAACUAAGAAAAGGAAAGAGGGAUGCCUGGGUAGCUCAAUCAGUUGAGUGUCCCUUGAUUUCUGCUUAGGUUGUGAUCCAGUGUCAUGGAAUUGAGCCCCAUAUUAGGCUCAGUGCUCAGCACAGAGCCUGCUUGGGAUUCUCAGUCUCUCUCUCCCUGUGCCCCUCAUCCCCACUCACAUGUUCUCUCUCUCUAAAAAAUAAAUAAAUAAAUAAAUUAUUUGUGAUGUUCAGUUAUAUUCUAUAAUAAUAAAGUGUAAGUAUUUACAGCAAUGUAACAAUGAGAAGCAAUGAAAUUUUGGGGCACCUGGGUGAAUCAGUCGGUUGAGUGUCCUACUUUGGCUCGGUCAUGAUUUCUGGGUCUGUGAGUUUGAGCCCCGUGUCAGGCUCUGUGCUGACAGCUCAGAACCUAGA